UUUCCCAGAGUACAGAAUCAGUUAUGGCGCAGUUGGUUGGAAAGAUGUUGCGGCAUUUGUUACUCCUGUCUUAUAUCUAUUCUGCACAAUCCAUUCAUGAUCAGUACAUCACUGUGGAUUCAUACUUAGGAUAUAAAGUAGUCCGAGUGAUUCCUAAAACCCAGGAGCAAGUUGAGUUCCUCAUCAAUCUACCUGAACAGUUCCUUGAUUUCUGGACUGAGCCUGGACUUUACAGGAAUGUUGAUAUCAUGACUAAUCCUGAAUGGUUUGAUGAUCUUGCCAAAGAACUGGAGUUUGCUCAGCUGACAUAUUCUGAAAUAAUUACAGACGUUCAGAAAAUUGUUGAUGAGGAAAAAAUGGAAUUGGAGAGAAUUAAGAUAGUUAAUGAAGGAAACUUCUCUUUGUUCUCAUAUCAUGAGUACCCAGAGAUAGUGGCUCAUCUAGAGUUUCUUGCAGAAACAAUUCCAGAGGUUGAAGUUGAAAUCAUUGGACAAAGCUGGGAAGGACAGGAAAUGGUAGUAUUGAAGAUAUGCAAGAAUGGAUGUGGGAAUAAGCCUGCAAUCUGGAUAGAUGGAGGAAUCCAUGCUAGAGAAUGGAUAAGUCCUGCUACUACAUUGUGGACAAUCCAUGAGGUAUUGAAUGCUGACCCCUGGUUUACAGAGAGCUUGGAUUGGUAUUUUCUGCCUGUCUUCAACCCUGAUGGGUAUCAAUUCACUCAUGAACAUACUCGUUUAUGGAGAAAGACUCGAUCAUUUCACAACUCUCUGCUUGGCUGCCGAGGAACAGAUGCAAAUAGAAACUUUGGUUAUCAUUGGAACGAGGGUGGUUCGUCUGGUGAUAAAUGUUUUGACACCUAUCAUGGACCUGAGGCAUUUUCAGAACCAGAAACUGCUAAUGUUAGAGACUUUAUAAUGGCGAGGAAUGGCACUGUAAAAUAUUACAAUAAUAUGCACAGCUACUCCCAGCUUGUGCUUCUCUCCUGGGGUUACACCACUGAUCCUCCUCCCAACUAUAUGGAGUUUGUGAGUAAUUUACCAUGUUCAUUUUAUCACAAGCCUAUGGCCCUUCCAAUAGUACAAUAUGUAAUCUCUUUACCUUCCAAUAGUACAAUAUGGGCAAGUGAUUGGGCACUGGGAGAAGCUGGGAUUCCAUUCUCAUUCUCUAUGGAGCUGAGAGACACGGGAAAGCAUGGGUUCCUUCUUCCUCCCUCCUUUAUAGAACCAGUUGGUAAAGAAACAUGGGAAUUCCACAAAACCGUCGCCAUGGCAAUCUUAGAAGAAUAUAAACAGUUUUCUACAGAAAUCUGAAACAUUUGAUAUUUGUGUUAUCUUUUAAAUACGUACAAAGUUGCCAGUGACAUUUUUUGCAAUAUAUCAUUUUAUCUUAAAUUUUCAACAAAUCCAAAGUGUUUCACUCAGAAUUAUAUUUCAUAUAAUUUU
This is a messenger RNA of Eurytemora carolleeae, 1439 nucleotides long. Its product is annotated as carboxypeptidase B. Gene Ontology annotation, molecular function: zinc ion binding; metallocarboxypeptidase activity. NCBI's taxonomy places the organism in Eukaryota, Metazoa, Arthropoda, Copepoda, Calanoida, Temoridae. The record is from RefSeq and is a predicted model, not a curated record. The transcript is spliced from 14 exons. The coding region runs from base 24 to 1307 and encodes 427 amino acids. Gene Ontology annotation, biological process: proteolysis.